AUGGAUACUGAUGGCAAUGGAAUACUGGACAAGGAAGAGUUUAUUAAAGCAUACAUGGCGUAUAAGUCUCAAGGGGCAAAGAAAAUGGUGGACUGUUCGGAGACCGGAGCUGCUGUGAGUGCCAUGUCGUCGAACACGGGACAAGCGGCGCCGGCUACCGCCUCGACGGCCGGGGCAAGCGCUAUGACAAUGACUGGGGUUGCCAAGGCCACGGAUAAUGCAUCCGCGGAGGGUUUGGAACUGAUUUCCGAUGUGCUUGAACAGGAAGCUGAAGAUAUGUUCACCCGCAUGGACCUAAACCAAGACGGCUACAUAGGCAUCUCGGAAUGGCUGGCGGUUACGCUAGACGACACAUACGUUGCGAAUAGAGCGCGAUUAAGCAGCGCUUUUAGCGUUUUCGACAUUGACGGAAACGGCGAAAUUGAUAUCCAAGAGUUCAUUGACAUCCUCCAACCCUCCAAAAAGAGCCAACCGGAACUUAAGAACUACGUCGAGAAGUUCGAUCUUGACCACAACGGGAAACUCAGUUUUGAAGAAUUCUGCAAAGUCAUCGAGAACACACCGCAAGAUGUAAUUAAGAAGACCGAAACCAAAGAGUAA
Messenger RNA from Gregarina niphandrodes, 600 nucleotides. RefSeq names its product EF-hand protein. Gene Ontology annotation, molecular function: calcium ion binding. Lineage: Eukaryota; Apicomplexa; Conoidasida; Eugregarinorida; Gregarinidae. The transcript has a single exon. The coding region runs from base 1 to 600 and encodes 199 amino acids. Gene Ontology annotation, cellular component: uniplex complex. Gene Ontology annotation, biological process: calcium import into the mitochondrion; mitochondrial calcium ion homeostasis. The record is from RefSeq and is a predicted model, not a curated record.